AUGGAAUUUCUAUUGAUUUUUCUAGGUAUACUGUCAAUAGCUUUUUUUUACUUGUACAAAAACAAAAAAAUCAUUCUUUCUGCCAAAGGUAAAGACAUCAAAGUCAUUUUAGUCGUGAGAAAUGACUUAAACAUGGGAAAAGGAAAAAUCGCUGCACAAUGCUGCCAUGCCUGUUUAGGACUUUAUAAACGGCAGAUUAUCAGAGAUAAAUCAAGCAUAGAUUUAUGAGAAAAAGAAUACGGGAAAAAAAUCGUUGUUAGGUGCAAUGAUGAAAAAGAAAUGUUUCAAAUAGCAGAAGCAGCUGAAAGAAAAGGACUAGGGACAUAUAUUGUGUGUGAUGCGGGCUUUACACAAGUUGCCCCAAAUUCUAAUACAGUUUUGGCAAUUGGUCCAGCAUCAAGUGAGCAGUUUAAAGAUAUAACUGGACAUUUAAAAUUACUUUAA
Blepharisma stoltei is the source of this 444-nucleotide messenger RNA. The record is from the annotation of a GenBank genome assembly. NCBI's taxonomy places the organism in Eukaryota, Ciliophora, Heterotrichea, Heterotrichida, Blepharismidae.